Molecule: messenger RNA, 365 nt
Organism: Staurois parvus
Lineage: Eukaryota; Metazoa; Chordata; Amphibia; Anura; Ranidae
Source: the annotation of a GenBank genome assembly
AUCUACACUGAUCAUCAGGGCACUGAUGAUCAGUGUGCCCUAUUGAUCAGUGUAGCCCCAGCAGUGCCAUCUGUCAGUGCCCAUCAAUGCCACCUGUCAGUGCCUCAUCAAUGCCACAUAUCAGUGCCCAUCUGAGCUGCCUUUCAGUGCCACCUAUCAAUGCCAGUCAGUACCACCUAUCAGUGCCAUCAGUGCCACCUAACAGUGCCGCCUAUCAGUGCCAUAUGAGUGCCACCUUUCAGUGCCCAUCAGUGAUGUCUGUCAAUGCUCACCAGUGCCAUCUACUAGUGCCUCCUCAUCAGUGCCACCUAUCAGUGCAGCCCAUCAGUGCCCAUCACUGCAGCCUCAUUAGCACACAUCAAUGA